CUAGAAUCAAAGAUUCCGAUGAUCGAUGAAAUAAUGAUAGGAUGGCAAUUUCGAGCUGAUCCGCGAUUUACCUGAUUCGUUUACCUUGUUUUGGGGCGGGCGCGGGCAUGGGUAGUACCUCUCAUCGACCCAAAUUGUUCUGAUCCGUCCAAUUCUCGACCCAUUCUUGUCUAAAUUACAUGUAAUUUUAGUCCAAUUACUUAGGAUUUUCCUCUUAUUACAUCAUAUUUUAGAUAUAAUUUAACUAUAUUUUAUCAUAUUAUGGUUUCUUUCUUGGUCUUUUAAUGAAAAUAACGAAUAUUUCUAAUAUUUGCUGCAUAAAUUACAUACCUUUGGAUCGACCUGCCCCGACCCGCGCCUCAUUAUAAAUUACCCACCCCGAACCCGACCUACAAUAAGACGAAAAUGAAUAUCGAGAUAUCCGUCCCGGAUAUGUGACAUUGCCGCUGGGAAAAAAAAAAUGAUGCAGCUGAGUAAUUAGGCAGGUGCUGGAUCGGGCCGGUCAAGGAGUUGAUAGUUAAUGUAAUGAAGUCAGCAAAAUUCCAAGUCAGAUAUUGCUGUUUUGGAAAGAGCUCUCUCUCUCUCAGCACUAAUAACAACACGACACAACUCUUUACUUUUUCUCUUGUUGGGAAAAAUUUGCUCAUAAAAAUCCAAUAAAAAAGAAAUGCCAAACAACAUGUUUUUAAAUUUAUUUUUCAAUAGUUUGAGGUUGGUUUCUGACGUAAAAUAAAAGUACAUUUUAUUAGUACUUAGAAAUGAUUCACAACACACAAUUUUGCAUUUGAGGGCGGAGAAUUCAACGCUAAAUUAGAGACGAAUAAACUCAGACUCUAUCCCGAUCUCGUUGGUUCUCUUAAAAAAAAAACACCUUUCACUUUUUGAAGUUUUCUUUAUAAAGCAUAUAUUACGACGAAUAAUAUAUGCGUGCGCGCGCGCAGGUGGGACAUUUGCGUUGUACUCGCUGAUAUGCCGAUACGCGAGGGUGGGGCUGACGCCGAGCCAGCAGGCGGAGGACGGGGAGGUGUCGAACUACCAGCUGGAGCUGCCGAGCAGCAAGACCUCGCGGAGGGCGUCGGUGCUGAAGUCAAAGCUGGAGCAGAGUUGGACGGCGAAAUACGUGCUGCUUUUCGCCACCAUGCUGGGCACUUCCAUGGUCAUUGGAGACGGCGUUCUCACUCCCUGCAUCUCUGUUUUAUCUGCAGUUGGAGGGAUCAAGCAGGCGGAAGAGUCCAUGUCUCAAGGUACGCGCAUGCACUAAAGCUAAUCUUCUCACCUUUCAAUAAUGUAAUUAUAUUUUGAAACAAAAAAACAUUAUAUAUAGUCAAAACAGCUAAAUGUAUCAAUUUCAAUCUUCAGCACCACAGGUCUUGGACAAAAAACAAAUUAAAAGCACACGUAAUAUCCCCUCAAUUCAAUAUGUUUACUCUUCAAGUAUUAGCAGCGACGAAUUCAGACAUUUAAAAUCAAAAGAGUUAAAAAAAAUUUAAAGACUAGUAAAUUGAAUUGUGGUAA
Messenger RNA from Linum trigynum, 1515 nucleotides. The record is from the annotation of a GenBank genome assembly. NCBI's taxonomy places the organism in Eukaryota, Viridiplantae, Streptophyta, Magnoliopsida, Malpighiales, Linaceae.